AUGCUGAUCCCGGAUGUGUCCGGGGGUGUCCGUAUCAACGUCGCUAGCGUGAUGCGUCGCGAUGCGGUCAAGACGCUCAGUCGCUUGGACAUCCGUCCAUCUGCCAUCCAUGUGCCUGUCUGUAUCGCGCGUCGGAGUAGGAGAAGUGAAUCGGACUCGAAGGGGACUCAGCUCUACCUCGUUCCGCAUUCAUUGCAGUCGGGUAGCAGCUUCGGAUCAGGCGGAUCCUUGGUGAAGCAACGGGGUGAGAAAGCAGCAUCAUGCAUGCCGUCUCGAUUGCGUCGACGGUAUUUCCAGGUCGGUCGAGCUUGGGAUGAUAUCACAUAA
This is a messenger RNA of Phytophthora infestans T30-4, 327 nucleotides long. RefSeq lists its product as uncharacterized. NCBI's taxonomy places the organism in Eukaryota, Oomycota, Peronosporomycetes, Peronosporales, Peronosporaceae. The transcript is spliced from 3 exons. Bases 1 to 327 code for a protein of 108 amino acids. The record is from RefSeq and is a predicted model, not a curated record.